This is a messenger RNA of Serinus canaria (Common canary), 3725 nucleotides long. RefSeq names its product La ribonucleoprotein 1B (gene LARP1B). NCBI's taxonomy places the organism in Eukaryota, Metazoa, Chordata, Aves, Passeriformes, Fringillidae. Gene Ontology annotation, cellular component: cytosol; cytoplasmic stress granule. The transcript has 19 exons. Gene Ontology annotation, biological process: positive regulation of translation; mRNA stabilization. The record is from RefSeq and is a predicted model, not a curated record. Gene Ontology annotation, molecular function: RNA cap binding. The coding region runs from base 283 to 3291 and encodes 1002 amino acids.
AGCGCGCCCGGAGCACCGCCCGUCCCUCCGCAGGCGGCGGCGGCGGCCCCGGCGGGUCGCGGUCGCUGUCGCUGUCCCUCGCUCCGCGCGUCGCCCCCUGCGGCAGCGAGCGAGCGGCCGCAGGGCAGCAGGGAGCCGGCGGCGCUCGGCCCGGCCGGGGGGCGCUGGCAGCGGCUCCGGGGCGGGGCGGCGAGGAGAGGAGGCGGGUUCCCCUUCCCCCGCCGCGGGCUCCUCGCCUCGGCCGCCCCGGCUGCGGCCCCUCCGGCGGGCGCACGGCCGGGCAUGUCCGCGGCGCAGGUGUCGGAGCGGCGGGGCUGGGGGGCGGCCCAGGAGCCCCGGCAGCCCGAGCCCGGCUCGCCCCGCGGGGAGGAGGUGGCGGAGGAGGGCGGCCGGAGCAGGGAAGCCCCGGCGCCCAAGGAGAACGCGUGGACGCGGCGCAGAGCCCGGCGGGACAGCCCUUCCCCGCCCGCGGGGCCGGACGGGCGGCUCGGAGCGCAGGAACCAGAACUACAAAAUUCCACUAAAGUGAUAAAAGCAGGAAAACCCAGGACAAGAAAAAGCAGCAAGGCCGAUGAUUUGGGCGAUAUCGCGAGCUGGCCGACCCCGAGCGAAAUAGCAAACAAUGAAUGUAAGACUGGAAGUCACAGUAAGAAGCCAACAAAUAGAAGAGAAAAGGAGGAGAAAUCUGAUCAAAAAAGCAAUAAUGGAAUCAAGGACAAUCCAGAGGCAAAGCCAGAUGGUCCAGCAGAUAACACUAGUGAAGAUGAAGCUCAAACUAAUAACCAAAGGAAAAAAGGUAACAAGCAGAAAUGGGUGCCACUUCACUUGGACGAUGUGAGGUCGGACAGUCAAGACAGAGCAGGCUCUCGAACCAGCUCCAGAUUUCUGCUGGAAACAAACAAGUUAAUUCCUCAUAACAACAGAAGGAAUGAGGCAAGAAGUUGGCGCCGCGACAGAGACAAGAGGGAGGACCACGACGAGGUGUGCAGCGUGAGGAGCGAGGGCGGCAGCGUCCGAGGCUUCUCCAGAGGCAGAGGAAGGGGGAGGAGCAGAGGAAGAGGACGAGGCAGAGCAAACCCCAGCAUGAACUUUGACUAUUCAGUUGGUUAUCAAGAGCUGUAUGGUGAAGGAAUUGACCAAGUGUUUCAGCCUGAGCUUAACCCUGGUGUGAUUUAUUACUAUGGGGACGGAACAGGAGUGCAGAUGUAUUCUGUGGAUGAAGCACUUCUCAAGGAAUAUAUAAAACACCAAAUUGAGUAUUAUUUCAGCACAGAAAAUUUGGAGAGAGAUUUCUUCCUGAGGAGGAAGAUGGACCAACAGGGAUUUCUGCCCGUGUCGCUGAUCGCCAGUUUCCGUCGGAUGCAAGCUCUGACCACGAAUGCUGCACUCAUUUUGGAGGCCCUAAAGGACAGUACAGAAGUUGAAACUGUGGAUCAGAAACUAAGAAAAAGGGUUGAUCCAGAAAAGUGGCCAAUUCCAGGUCCCCCUCCAUGCAACCUGCCUCCAACUGACUUUUCUCAGCUCAUCAAUUGUCCAGAAUUCAUACCAGGCCAAACAUUUGGCUCUCAUACUGAGUCUGCACCAAGUUCUCCAAGAGUGGGGAGCCCUCUCAGUCCAAAGGAAAAUGCUGAAUCAAGUAAUUUUCAGACAAUGUCUAAAGGACUGUCUACAAGUUUGCCUGAUUUGGACUCUGAGCCUUGGAUAGAAGUGAAGAAGAGGCAUCGUGCAUCCACUGUCAGGCUAAAGGAGACUGUUCCUGUACCUGAUCAAACACCAGAUCAACACCAGCCACCCCCACCUCAGGAGGAGCAAGAACAGGAAGAACUUGAAUUUUUGUUUGAUGAAGAGAUGGAACAAAAUCAGUGUCGGAAAAAUAAAUUUACUGAUUGGUCAGAUAGUGAUUCUGAUUAUGAAAUUGAUGAUCAGGAUGUAAACAAGAUUUUAAUUGUAACACAGACACCACCAUUUGUGAAAAAACCUCCUUGUGGAGACCGCGCUGGCAACCGUGCGUGCCGUGCAAAAAUUACAUCAGAACUGGCUAAAGUCAUUAAUGAUGGCUUGUACUACUAUGAACAGGAUUUGUGGAUGGAUCAGAGUGAAAAUGAUGCCAUGAUGAAGCAAGAGAUUGAGAACUUUAAGAAGCUGAACCUCAUUAAUAAGGAUGAAUUUGUUAGUCUUGCACCAGAAACUGCUGAUCCCACCCAAGAAGUUCCUCCAAGACCUCCAGGGUUACAGAAAGCAGAGGAGCUGGCCUGUAAUUUCCUGAGUGCUGAAGCACUUCCCACAGCAGGAAUGGCUCGAUCUCUGCCAACAGCAGUCCCAGAUUCCCCCAGAUUCCACCCUGGCUUCAUCCCACGAACACCUCGCACCCCAAGGCUCCAGGAUCCCAACAAAACACCCAGGUUCUACCCUGUUGUUAAAGAAGCAAGAUCCUUUGAUGUAAAGGCUCCAAGAAAAAGAAAAACUCGCCACAGUACAAAUCCUCCCUUGGAAUGCCAUGUUGGUUGGGUGAUGGAUUCCAGAGACCACAGGCCAAGAACUUCCUCUGUGAGCAGUUCCAAUGCCUCACCUUCAGAAGGAGCUCCACUGGCAGGUUAUGGCUGUACUCCAAAUUCUCUUCCCAAAUUCCAGCACCCAUCUCAUGAACUGUUAAAGGAAAAUGGCUUCACUCAGCAGGUGUACCACAAAUACCGGCGCAGGUGUUUAACAGAGAGGAAACGGUUGGGAAUUGGCCAGUCCCAAGAAAUGAACACACUUUUUCGUUUCUGGUCCUUUUUUCUGAGAGAUCACUUCAACAAGAAAAUGUAUGAAGAAUUCAAACAGCUUGCUCUAGAGGAUGCAAAAGAACACUACAGGUAUGGCUUGGAAUGCUUGUUCAGGUUUUACAGCUAUGGCCUGGAAAAGAAAUUCAGGAAAGAAAUAUUUGAGGAUUUCCAACAAGAAACCAAGAGGGACUAUGAAGCUGGUCAGUUGUAUGGACUGGAAAAAUUUUGGGCUUACCUAAAAUACUCUCAGCACAAGACUCCAGCUGUUGACCCCAAACUGCAGGAAUACCUGAGUAAAUUCAAGAGACUGGAGGACUUCAGGGUGGAUCCUCCUAUUGGUGAAGAAUCUGGCAGGAGGAGAGCAGGUGAGGAUUCAGGACACCACAGACAUCAGCCCAACUCUUCCAUAACCCUUCCUGCCACCAAACCCGCUGCUGCCUGUCAGUCCCGGGCACUGGGAAGUGUUUCCUGUGGGAAUACUGUGCAAGCCACAAAAUCUAUAGAAAGUGAUGUACCAGAAAAAUAGACUUUGGAUGAGCUUGUGCCCUCUAGAAUCAACUUUGGCAUCACUCCCUUAAUCUGGAGAUCUUCAAGGCCAGGCAGUCUCUGCUAUGUGAUUAAAAAUGUGUGGGAAGACAAAGGAUGGGAUGCUCUUUUUCACAGGAUAUAGUUCCAAAACACUUGCCCUAGGAGAGUUGCUCUUGGUUAUGGGAUCAUUGGAAGGAUGCUAGGGAAGAUUCUUUGGCUUCAGUAUUGCUUUCCUCAAGCUUUUGUUUACAAAGAACUGCAUUCCUUGCAUAUGCAAAAAAAAAAAACACUUGGAGGGAUGCCUUACAUUUCAGCUCAGAUUUCUUAAAAAAAAAAAGGUAUGAUGUAUACCCAUGUUAUUUACUGUGCUUUCCUUACCCAUAUUUCCCUGUUAUUUGUAUUUUACCAAAGCAAAAAAAAAAAAAAAAAGAA